This is a messenger RNA of Fusarium venenatum, 903 nucleotides long. The record is from RefSeq and is a predicted model, not a curated record. Lineage: Eukaryota; Fungi; Ascomycota; Sordariomycetes; Hypocreales; Nectriaceae.
AUGUCUUUCGGCGCCGACAACUUCUACCGCGGCGAGUCCUAUAACAACUCCAUCGCCGGUAACCUCUUCCUCGCCAACAACCUGAGCACGACCACCAGCCAACCCACCAUUGUCGUCGGCCACCCCAUGGGUGCCACCAAGGAGCAGAGCGCCAACCUGUACGCUCAGAAGCUCGCCGAGCAGGACUUCUUCGUCACCUUGACCCUCGAUCUCCCCUUCUUCGGUCUCAGCGACGGCCUUCACAACCUCGUCUCCCCCGAUAUGUACACCGAGGCCUACAGCGCCGCCGUCGACCAUCUUGGCACCUACGACUUUGUCGAUCGACAGCGGAUCGGAGCCCUUGGUAUCUGCGGUAGCGGUGCCACCUCCUCCAUGUACGACAUGGGUGCGGUCAGCCGUGGCGGUCUCAAUAACUCUCAGGACCUUGAAACCCGCAUUGAGAUCCUUGCCAACGCUGCUGAGGCCCGCCGGGCUGCCGUUGAUGGCGAGCCUGAGGCCAUUUCCAUCGGUACCCCCCUCGAGCUCACCGACGAGACUGAUGCCGUCAGCGCUGAGUUCUACGACUUCUACCGCACCUACCGUGGCGAGUACACUGCUGCCGGCUGGAUGGUCAACAUGACCAGCUACCGAACCCUUGCCACCAACAUCAAGUUCUUCAACUUAUACCCCUUCCACAACAUGGAGCAAAUCGCUCCUCGCCCUCUCCUCAUCGUCUCCGGUGACAUCUCCCACUACCGUGAGUUCAGCGUCGACGCCUACCGCGCUGCUUCUGAACCCAAGGAGCUCUUCUGGGUUCCCCAGGCUAGCCACACCGACUUGUACGACCGUACUGAGAUCAUCUCCUUCGACAAGUUCACUCAGUUCUUCCGCCAUAACCUCGCUGCUGGCAACUCCACCAAUUGA